This is a messenger RNA of Plasmodium relictum, 3474 nucleotides long. It is a transcript of the gene DGK1, whose product is annotated as diacylglycerol kinase, putative. The transcript is spliced from 2 exons. Bases 1 to 3474 code for a protein of 1157 amino acids. The record is from RefSeq and is a predicted model, not a curated record. Gene Ontology annotation, molecular function: ATP-dependent diacylglycerol kinase activity. NCBI's taxonomy places the organism in Eukaryota, Apicomplexa, Aconoidasida, Haemosporida, Plasmodiidae.
AUGGAAGAUUUCAUAUAUAUUGACAAAAAUGUUUAUCUAAAUAUCUUAAUAUUAUUUUUAAAAAAUUUAAAAGAUUAUUUAAUACGAAUUGGUGUUUUAAAAGUAAUUUUUUGUUUUUGUAUAAUAUUGUUUAGUAUUAUUUUUGCAAAAAGAAAAAAUAAAAAGAAGAAGAAAAUUAAUAUUUAUUUACGACUUAUUAAAAAAAAAAAUAAGAGCACAGGAUUUUUAAAUAGCUCAAAAUCCAAUUUGACUAAUAAAGGGAUUCCGAAUAAAUAUUUUUCAAAAUCAUGUGAAGAUAGAAAAAUAGAAGAAAUAAAAAACGGGUUUUAUUAUUUAACAUAUAGUUCACAUAUAUUUGAUUUAAAAACCAUAAAUAGAAUAGAGUUAUGCAAUGUAUGCGAAGAGAAUAUAUAUUCAUUUAUUUUUCAUAAAAAAAAUAUUUUUGAAUGUGUUUUGUGUAGAAACAAAUGUCAUAUAGAGUGUGCACCCAAUUCUAAUUUAAUGAGUUGUAAAACGAGUGUAUUUUUUAAGAAUAAGCACAAGUUUAUAAAAUUAAGAAAUUAUUCAUGGAAUAAUAAAUGUGAUAUUUGUAAAAAAAAAUUUUAUUUCUUUUCUUUUUAUGCAUUUGUGAAACAGUAUGUAUAUAAAUGCAUUUGGUGUAAUAAAUAUUUUCAUUUAAAGUGUUUAACUAGGAAUUCUACUAAAAAAAAGGCCAAAGAUGAAAAGCUAAACAAAAGCAUAUGCACGUACGGUAAUAAUAAAUAUAUAUUGUAUCCGUAUCAAUUGUCGGUUAAAGAAAAUAUUUUAAUAGAUUAUUUAGUACAUUUUUACAAUAAAAUAAAUGAAUUUGAAAUAAAAAAUGAUGAUUUGGUUUUGAAUUAUACUAUAAACGAUUUUAAUAGAUUUCAUAAAAAUGAAAAAAGUAUAUUUGAAAAUAUAGUGCAGUUUUCAAAUAAAAAAAAUAAUCCAAAUGAAUUGUUAUGCUUUGAUUAUAUAAAUAAUUUGAAAUUUUUUCUAAAUACUAAAAAUAAAAAAAAAUAUAUAGUUUCAGUUAAUCUUAACUUUUUAUUAAAUUUUUUUCCUGUUCAUAUACCAAUUUACGAAAUAAAAAGUAAUAAAAAGUUUCUUUUAAUAUUUGUAAACGUAAAAAGUGGAGGCCAAAUAGGAAAAAAUUUAUACCAAGAAUUGUUGAUGUAUUUUAAUCCUAUACAAAUAAUAAAUAUAAAAAGUGAAAAAAAUGUUUUAAGUGUUCUAAAUAUGUUUAAAGAAAUGUUAUAUUUAAAAAAAAUUAUUUUGCUUAUAUGUGGGGGUGACGGAACUAUAAGCAUUUUUAUUGAUACUCUAAUAAAAUUUUUUUUAAGAGAAAAAAUAUUUUUUGUCAAAGAAAAAAAUAAAUAUAUUACAAAUAAAAAUAAAGAUUCUAUGAGCAUAACAGAAAAAAUGAAAUUAAAUAAAGAUGUGUUAAGAAAAAAAUGGAACAGUAAUAAUGAUAUACAGUUAAGUAAAUCAUUCAAUAAUAUUAUAAAAGAAAAUAAUGAAAUUAAUGCCAUUGACAAUUCAUAUAAAGAAAAUAUAAAUACCUAUGUAGAUACUGAUCUUAAUAGAAAGAGAAAAGAAAAUUAUAAUAUGGAGGAAAAAUACUUAAAUGGAAAAAGAAAUGAUAAUAUUAAUACUAUUAAUAAUAAUAGUGAUGUUCAUAAUAAUAAUUUGAAUAAUAAUUCUAAUAGUAAUUUAAAUAAGAAUAUUAUUAACAACAAUACUAAUAAUCGUAUAUAUAAUCAUAAAAAAUUAAAUUUUUCUGAGAAAAAAAAGAUAGAAAAAGAGUCUUAUGAUAAUAUUGUUGAAAAAAGUUUUCAGAACGAAUAUUCAUUGGGAUAUGAAUUAAAUAAAAAUGAUAUUUUAAUGCACAAUUAUAAAGCAGAGGGGAAAGAAAAUUCCUAUUUAUCUUCUACAUCUAUGGAAAGUGAAAAUGGAUAUAAUAAUUCUUCGUCAUUUUAUAAGAAGAAAAACAAAAGGAAUAAGGAAGUAAACAUAGAAAAUGAUAAGAAGCAAAAAAAAAAUUUUAAAAAAAAUAUAAAUAAAAUUAAAGAUAAUUUUAAUAAAGAGGAUAUUGGUUUAAAUGAAAUUAAUGAAGGAAACCAUAACGAUGUUAAAGGUGAUAAGACAAUUAAAAAUAGUGAUAAUAAGCAUGAUUCAAAUAACAGUGGUAAUAAUGAUAGAAUAAAUUAUAAUAAAAGUGAAAAGAAUAGAGAUUAUAUCAAUGAUAAAAAUAUUACAAGCUUUGGUCAAAAUGAUAAUGAAUUACAAAAAGAAAAUGGAAAUGAUUCAUUAGAUUCAUACAUUUCUACAACACCAAUAUGUAUAAUGCCAUUAGGUACAGGUAAUGAUUUGAGCAUAAGUUUGGGUUGGGGGAAUGAAUACAAUAGUGAUUUGUUUUUUUAUUUAAAUAAAAUAAAAUAUAGUAAGAAUGAAUUAGUUGAUGUAUGGAAUAUGAAAGGAUAUGAUUUAAAUAAUAAUUUGAUUUUAAAUAAUAGUUUCAUUAAUUAUUUUGAUAUAGGGAUUAUUGCAAGAUUAGCAUUACACUUUGAUAACAUAAGAAAAAAAUUUCCCCAUUUUUUUAACAGCAGAAUAGGAAACAAAAUUUUAUAUGGUGAAGUAGGGCUUCGAGAUUUUUGUUUUAAUACAUAUAAAUAUAAACUAAAUAAAAAUAUAAAAAUUUAUUGUGAUGGUAAAAAGGUUAAUAUAGAUGAAAAUUUAGAAAGUGUAUGCAUAAUAAAUAUACCAUAUUUUUUGGGAGGAAUAAAAAUAUGGAAAGAUGAUGAACUAGAAAAAAAUUAUUAUUCAGAUAUUGAAAGAGAAAAAAAAAAAAAAAAAUUAUUUAAAAAAGGUGAUAAAUCAUCAACAGAUUACUUUAAUGACAGCAGCGAUAGUUAUUCAAGUAGUGAUUUAUUUCGAGGAUAUGAUGAAAUUUAUAAUAAAUUAAAUACUAAUAAAAUUCAUACAAAAAUGAAAAAGAAUAUGCAAAAAAAGUAUACAUGUAAAUAUAGUGAUGAAGAUGUAUGCUCUGAAUUGAAAAAAAGUGAAAUUAUUAAUAAAGAUAAAAAGAAAUUUAAAAAUAACAAAAAUGAUAACAUUUCUGAUUACGGUAACAUAUAUAAAUCUUAUAGACUAGAUUUUUAUAAACAAAAAAAAGUGCACCAAAAAUACCGUAAACAGAAAAUUAAUGAUAAAAUUAUUGAAGUUAUUGGUUUUAGAAAUAUUUUCCAUUUAUUUCAAGUGCAAAUAGGGAUAUCUAAAGCAAUAAAAUUAUGUCAAGGUAGUGAAAUUAUAGUUAAAAUAAAUAGAAAGUUUAUCCAAAAUAGAAAUAAAAUAUACUUUCAGUAUGAUGGAGAACCUGGAUUUCUGAAUAUACAUAAAUUACAUUUUACUCAUAAAUGCCAAUGUUUGUUUUUGUCACCAAAGGCUAUUAUUUAA